Cyprinus carpio (common carp) is the source of this 1651-nucleotide messenger RNA. RefSeq names its product fibroblast growth factor 5-like. The record is from RefSeq and is a predicted model, not a curated record. NCBI's taxonomy places the organism in Eukaryota, Metazoa, Chordata, Actinopteri, Cypriniformes, Cyprinidae. Gene Ontology annotation, biological process: animal organ morphogenesis; positive regulation of cell population proliferation; positive regulation of protein phosphorylation. Gene Ontology annotation, molecular function: fibroblast growth factor receptor binding; growth factor activity. Gene Ontology annotation, cellular component: cytoplasm.
CAGCAAAAUGCUGGAAGUGGCCUAGCACGCACACAGACAGCUCUCUGGAAAGAAUGAACGUUCCUCUUCUGCUUUUGCUCCUCUUUCAGUUGCCUCGCUCUGCGCUGCUUACGGGAUUUGAACGCGCGUAUUUGGAGCACCAACUUGUCGAGGAAGGGCGCGUAUCAGGGCGCAGGACUGGAAGACUGUAUUGUAGAGUUGGAAUAGGUUUCCACCUUCAGAUUUACCCCGAUGGAAGAGUUAACGGGAGUCACGAACCUAAUCCGUUAAGUGUACUGGAGCUGUUUGCUGUGUCUCAGGGGGUCAUAGGGAUCCGAGGGGUUUUUAGCAACCGAUUUCUAGCCAUGAACGAGAGGGGGAGGCUUCAUGCAACUGAGAGCUUUACAGAUGACUGUAAGUUCAGGGAGCGGUUUCAGGAGAACAGCUACAACACAUACGCCUCAGUGAUCCACAAGAACCAUCGCACUGGUAGAGAGUGGUUUGUGGCACUUAACAAGAGAGGAAAAGCAAAAAUGGGUUCCAGUCCAAGAGUAAAGUCACAACACGUGUCUACACAUUUUCUGCCAAGGAUGAACCUAUAUGAAAAGACUGAACAGGGAUUCACAAUAACAGACAAAGAGCAGGAAAAACAUCCACCUCCACAUCCAUCAAUGCUCUCUAUACAGAAAAUAGCAGUCAAGUCUGGAAAGAAGAAUCGACCAGUAGUCAAAUACUGGCCGAAGUUUCGAUUUGGAUAAACCAGUGCUGUCUUAAAUGUGGACUAAUCUCGCAAAAAAGUUGGUUUUCUGAAAUAACUAGUUUCCUCUUCAGGAUAAUCAAUACUUGUCUUGAGCAUUCCAGUCAUUAUGUAUAUUAUGUCAAAGGGCUGAAUGAGCCAAUCACAUGACAUUUACAGGACCGAAUGAACUUCUGAAGUCUGAUGUGCAUUUCAUCUUCUGAAAAUCAUGCAUAUUUGAACUAAAAUUGCUUCACAAGAAGAUUUGCAUAAUUAUCCUCAGUGAUCUUACAAAAUAUAACAAAAUUUUUAUUUCUCACUGUAUUUAUACAAUAUAUUUAUGUCUCUACAAGGUUUUUUUUUUUUUUUGCACAGUUAGCUCCUAAGAUUAUAACGUUUCUGAUGGUAAUUUGCAAAUAUAUAUUUUUUAAAAGUGAACAGUAAUAUAGGAAAAAGAAGGCAUGUUUUGAAUGCUUCUGGGCUGAAUUAUGCACAUGGAUUGCAAUUUGCAUAAAAGAAAGUCCAUAUUUCUAUUGAACAGCUAGGUGUCUGUCCAUUCAAACCAUAGCUGCUGACUGUCAUGGAAAUUAAAAUCCUGUCAUGACCCCAGUCCAUUCCACAGAAGAGCGAUGUCUCCCAAGGAUAAACAUGUCUUGUGGGACUGCUCUGUUUUUAUGAGCUCUGCUCAUAGGAAUAUCAAAUGGCAGACAGUUGUGGUAUGACCCUACACAAAAUAUCUCUAUAACUGUCAAGCAGGACACACUGAAACGGUGUGGAAUUCAUCUUCAGUGUUUACAGGUGAUUGCAACCAUUAUUAAACCAUUUCCAAACAUUUCACAACAAUUAAUUGCUAAUAAACUUUUCACUAUAGUGACAUUAAAAUCUCCGGUUUACAGUUCCUAAAUUUAUUCUGAGGCUUUUGUCUAUUUUUACAAA